UCCCCCUGGCAUCCCCUCCCCUCAUCUCCUCUCCUCUUCUCGUCUAUGCAGCUUGUCACAGAGGCUGACGGAGCAUUGAGGCGACCUGAGCGCGGCGCGCGGGCGGAACAGGAACGAGCUUCCCUUAAUUAACGGAGCGCGAGCCCUACAGGAAUGCCAGCGAGACGCUGUUUAAAGAAGGGAUGCUAUAGCCAACAUGCUAUGAGAUGUACAAAUGAAUAGAAGUUGAAAUGGCUGAUCUUAAAGUCCUCUUUUGUGGUCAAGACGCUGUCCAAACUGAUCACCUUGACUGGUCCCUAAAACACCAACAAAUUCAUCACUCAGUGUGUGCAGAUGAAAGGGCCCUUUCCAAUGAAGAGUGCUGCCAGGCGUAUCUAGAGGAGAAUGUUAAUGAGGUGAACAGGCUUUCAGAACCAUGGACAGCGCCUCUGCCAAUUGGACGACUCUGCAAACACAAUGAAUGGGGAUUUGAUGAAGAAGUUGAGGUAUGUUACGAUGAGCAGUUUGAAACAGCUUUUCCUGGUGUGCCUGACUUUACUGACCAUAAAGACAAUCAGUUGUUAGCAGAGGAGACCAACUAUGACAAUUUCAGUUGGAAUUCAUCCAAAGAUCUCCAAGAAGGCGCCCCAGAAUGCUCCCUGCUGUCAGUUGAUGAUUUCAUGGUGGAUUCAUCAGAAAAGUCUGUGGAUUAUGGAUUUAUAGGUGCCGUUACAUUUUUAGUUACUGGGAUCUCCUUGGUUGUCAUCUCUUACACAGUCCCACGUGACGUCAAAGUGAAUCCCGAUACCGUUUCUGCCCGGGAGAUGGAGCGGUUGGAGAGGGAGAACGCCCAGGUGGGCGCUCACCUGGACAGAUGUGUGAUUGCAGGGCUGUGUCUCCUCACACUCGGUGGUGUGGUACUGUCAACCCUGUUGAUGAUUUCCAUGUAUAAAGGGGAGAUGAUCAGGAGACAAGCAUUUGCUUACUCCAAGCACCAAGCCAGACUCUAUGGCUCUAUGAAUUUUAGAAGUGGCACGAGCCCACCUGGUGCUCCUUCGCUUUUGUCCCUUGAUGAAGAUGAAGGUCCUGUUGAAAUCUUAAGUUUAAGCUGACUCAGCUUCUUGACUUGUUAUAUCCAUACUAAAACAUGAUCAAAACAGCGUUUGUAAUACUGUGAUCUAGGAGGACCCACUGUAAAACACAUUUUGUCAUUAAAAAAAAACAAUAUUGUUCAUAUCAUACUAUCUAAACUUACUAUUAAACUACUAAAUUACUACUAAAUUUGAGUCAAAUAAACUUGACUACAAAGGUGUCAUACAACAAAGGUAAUUUUAAGGGUCCAAUCAGGUUAAAAUACUACACUUUUUACAUUGUACUUAAUGGACAAAAUUAGAUGUUACAUCUAUGAAAAUUUAACAUACCAACAUGGACUUGAGCCCUGUUUAUGUGAAAAAUAUAUUUGUGUGAGUCUGUGUAUUUUUCCUAAGUAUCUGUUCAUGUAAAGAGUGCUUUACAAGUGUAGUGAUAUAA
Molecule: messenger RNA, 1509 nt
Organism: Carassius gibelio (silver crucian carp)
Lineage: Eukaryota; Metazoa; Chordata; Actinopteri; Cypriniformes; Cyprinidae
Product: transmembrane protein 74-like
Exons: 2
Coding region: 231-1091 (286 amino acids)
Source: RefSeq, a predicted model, not a curated record